AUGCCCCGUCUCACUGAAUUCCGGCUGCUUCCGAUCCCAACACCUAAGACGUUCAAGGUGGAGUUAUUAGAAGGGUGGUUGCAAAUGUGGCCCGAGCAGGAUGUUCUAUGGCCUGACCAGGACAAGAAGGAGCUUCAGUUGGACGAAGAUGAUGAGAUGCAGUUGAAAUUAGCCGAACAAGCACGCGGAGAUACCUUGCAGAGCUGGAUGUGGUGGGCAUGGCUCAAUCUGAGACGCGCUCGUACGAUGUAUGGUUGUUCAGGAUGCUGUGGGACUCCUGAUGGACGUUGCGUCAAGUACCCCAAUGGCCCACUGUCUCUAGAUCUGUGGUAA
Molecule: messenger RNA, 333 nt
Organism: Suillus discolor
Lineage: Eukaryota; Fungi; Basidiomycota; Agaricomycetes; Boletales; Suillaceae
Exons: 2
Coding region: 1-333 (110 amino acids)
Source: RefSeq, a predicted model, not a curated record